ACGAGACAAACCGCUGACAGACAGCAGACCCACCGUUCAUGUCAGAGUGUUGAACAGGAUCUGCGUUGACGCUGACGGUCUGCUCCAUAUCUCCAAAACUGCAGCUGCUGCCUUGAAGCCUAGAGAGCCACCGCUUCAAUCUCUCACAGCCAUGGCUUUCUGCAAACUACUCACUCUGCUGGUACUGAUCCACAACAUUGGAGGUUUGUCUGGAGCUGAGGUGGGGAACUGCAUAGUCGGGGGGCGUGAUGCUGAAAAGGGCAGCUGGCCAUGGAUGGUCCACCUAAACAUCACAUCUGAUGGCAAAACCAAGUGGCGCUGUGGUGGCACCAUCCUCAAUAAUCAGUGGGUGCUGACAGCUGCACACUGCUUGGAUGCAAAACUCAAGCCUAAUUAUCGUCGAUCGAUGGUUUGGGUUGGCUCGCAUAAGCUGCAAAAGGGGUCUGCUCGUUACAUGGCUAUAUAUUCCGCCGUGCUUCACCCUCAGUACCAAGCUGUGGGCAAUGGUUACGUCAAUGACAUUGCCCUGAUCAAGCUGACGAAAAAGCUGACAUUCUCCGAUGACGUUCGUCCAGUGAGUCUACCCAGUGUUGACGACACCUUCGGCUCAUCAUCUGAGUGUUGGAUCACUGGCUGGGGGAACGUUGAGAAAGAUGUUCCUCUGCAGGAUCCAGAAACCCUUCAGGAGGUGAAGAUUCCCAUCAUCUCUCAGAGCGUGUGUAAGACGCAGUAUCCUGACCUGUCCUCUGACAUGCUCUGUGCAGGGGACAUGGCUGGGGGGAGGGGUGCCUGUGAAGGAGAUUAUGGUGGCCCACUGGUGUGUAAUAGACCCAAUGGCUAUGUGCAGGUGGGAAUUAUGAGUUAUGGGAGUUGUGCUCUGCCAGGCCGCCCUGGUGUCUAUAUCCAGGUGUCCAAGUAUCUGCGCUUCAUCAAUGACUACAUCCACCACGCUGAGGAAGCCUCCACUGAGGUCUAAACUUCCCAGACGCUGAAGCUGACCCAUCUACUCACCUGGCAUGCCACCUUACUCUUUAAGGCUUCUCUCCUGUGUGUCAGACCAUGUGGUCCUUUAUGCUGAUUAACAUAUAGUCUGGUUCAACUAAUUUGUUUGCAUUAAAGCUUUAAAGCAUUGA
Lates calcarifer (barramundi perch) is the source of this 1133-nucleotide messenger RNA. Its product is annotated as tryptase-2. Gene Ontology annotation, molecular function: serine-type endopeptidase activity. Lineage: Eukaryota; Metazoa; Chordata; Actinopteri; Centropomidae. The record is from RefSeq and is a predicted model, not a curated record. Gene Ontology annotation, biological process: proteolysis. The transcript is spliced from 6 exons. The coding region runs from base 152 to 976 and encodes 274 amino acids.